AUGUCGAAAGAAGAGGAGCCGUCGUACCUGGACUACGAGGCGUUUCUCGAUGCUGAUUUCUCCGCGACCGCCUUGGCCAACACGCUCGUGCUCGCGACGAACAACGCGUCGGACACGCCGCUCGAUCUGUCGACACCCCUCUCGCGCGUGCUGUUCGACGUGCAGGAAGUCGAUACGCACAUCGAUACGCUCACCACCCAAUCCGCUCUGCCGCUGCUCCAACACACACGCGACCAUGCCGAGUCGAGCGGGCGGAUACUGGCCGAGGUGGAAGGGCAGGUCGCGAGCUUGACGGAGAGCUACCAGACGCUCGAGAGGGAGGUCAUCGAGCGGUACGAGGUGGCUGAGCAGGUCCGUCUGACGGCGGAGCGGCUCGUGGAGACGGUGCGACUGGGGAGGGCGGUGGCGCGGUGUCUGAUGCUGGGUCGACAGCUCGAGGUGCGCAUGUCGGAAGUAGGCGGCGUGGGGAGCGCGAAGAAGGAGGAUCACAGGGCGAUGGUGAGGAGCGCAGACACGCUCCUCUCGCUGCGGCAGAUGUUGACGAGCACGCGAGCGGGACAGGAGGGGGAGGGGCUGGACAAGGUGGACGUGGUGAAGACGCUGAAGAAGGAGCUGGUGGUGCCGGGGGAGCGAAGCAUUGCGUCGAGAGCGCAGCAGGUGGUCAAGGAAUUCAGCCUGUCGAGCUUGCUCUCCUCGUCCGGACCGACGUCCGCCAGCACGUUUGCGCAGACGGAGGAGACGAAGAGCCGAACCAGGUCGGCGCUGCAGACGCUCUACCUGCUCUCGCCCACGAGCGGGCAGACGACGAGCGGGCAGACGACGAGCGAGCACUUUGAACCCUCGCUCCUGCUCAGCGCACUCGAGGACUAUCUACAAACGAGCCUGAAGAGCUCGCUGGCGAGUCUGGCGCGCGCGCUCGCCCAGCUGCCGCUCCUCGACCGCACCCUGCUCGAGAUCUCGGCGCGCUGCCAGAACAUCGGCGCGCUGCAAUCCCUCCUCGCCUCGACGCCGCGCCCGACGCACCCUCUGCUCUCUCCGCCCGCCACGCCACGCCCGUCUCGGGCGAGCGACAACUUCCUCGAGCCGCUGCUGCAGGCGCUCGACACCAGCUCGCUGCCGAGCUACUUCUGGCGCAGCCUGGCGUCCAACGUGGGGCCGCGGAUGCAGGAGAUGCUGCACAAAGGCGGCGUGUCUGCGCGCACGCUGCGCAGCAACAAGGAGCGCGUCCGCGAGGCGAUUCGCGAGUGCGUGGACCGGGGCAGCCGGGUGCCGGGGGAGAAGGCGGAGAGGGCGGGCUCGGGGUGGGAGAGAGAGGCGGCGGUGAUGGUGGGGAGUGUGGUAGGGGGGAUUCCCUAG
This is a messenger RNA of Ascochyta rabiei, 1356 nucleotides long. RefSeq names its product Conserved oligomeric Golgi complex subunit. Gene Ontology annotation, cellular component: COG complex. Lineage: Eukaryota; Fungi; Ascomycota; Dothideomycetes; Pleosporales; Didymellaceae. The record is from RefSeq and is a predicted model, not a curated record. The transcript has a single exon. Gene Ontology annotation, biological process: intra-Golgi vesicle-mediated transport. Bases 1 to 1356 code for a protein of 451 amino acids.